AUGCUGAUGUCACUGCCGGAAGGGGCGGGGGACGAGGACACACCGGAAACGGUGCAUUUUUCGUCUUGCGGAGCGGAAAAUGUCAACAGGAGGAAGGAACUGAUGCAGGACAAGACGCCGAAUCGAGGCGACGCCCAGCUUUGGGGCCAGGAUCCGGUUGUGACUCUAGGGCUGCUUCCCCUUCCCGUCGAGGCGAAGGCCGCGGGGAGGAGAGGGGAGCCCUGCGAGGCGGCGCCGCCUCCCGCCCCCGCUGCCCGGGAUCCCCCGCCCCGUCCGGCCCCGGCCCGCCCCGCCGCCCGGCCCCAUAAAGGGCGAGCGCGGAGGGCGGCGCCGGGGAGCCGGCGUUGGCGUGGCGGGGCGCCGGGUGGUCAGCGAGAGCGGGGCCGGAGCUCGGCCGCGCCGUCGGGGAGGCGCCGGAUCCCUGGGUGGAGGCUGCUCGUGCUGCCGCUUGGCCCCGGCCGGCGGCGGCGGCGGCGGCGGCGGCGGGGCCUGGGCAGGCUGGCCAGCAUGGGCGAAGACGGGGCGGCGGGCGAGGCGCGGCCGGAGGGCGGCGGCGCCAGCCCGGUGCCGUCGGGCAGCCGCAGCCCCAGCCUGCAGCCGGCGGCGGGGGGCUCCGGGGGGGCGUCGGCGGGGGGCGGCGAGGGGGGCGCGCAGGUGAACGCCAUCACGGUGCUGACGCUGCUGGACAAGCUGGUGCACAUGCUGGAGGCGGUGCAGGAGAAGCAGCAGCGCAUGGAGGGCCGGCAGCUGGAGCUGGAGGCGGCCGUCAAGGGGGUGCAGGGCGACCUGGGCAAGCUGUGCAAGAGCCACGCCUCCACCAGCAACACGGUGGCCAAGCUGCUGGAGAAGUCGCGCAAGGUCAGCGCCCACACCCGCGACGUGCGCGAGCGCAUGGACCGCCAGUGCGCCCAGGUCAAGCGGCUGGAGCACAACCACGCCCAGCUCCUGCGCAGGAACCACUUCAAGGUGCUCAUCUUCCAGGAAGAAAACGAGAUCCCUGCCAGCGUGUUCGUGAAAGAACCCGUUCCCAGUAUCACCGAGGGGAAGGAAGAGCCUGUUGACGAGAACAAAACUUUGGAAGACACCAUGCACACCGUGGAGCUGUCGUCGGAGGACGAGGCGCACCACGACGAAGACGGCGCGGACGACAGCCUGGAUGAGAAAAUGGAGGAGACGAGGGCCGAGAAAAUCAAGAGGUCAAGCCUGAAGAAGGUGGACAGCCUGAAGAAAGCGUUUUCCCGCCAGAACAUUGAGAAGAAGAUGAAUAAGAUCGUCUCUCCUGAACGGAGGGAGAAGAUUAAGAAGUCCUUCACCCCUAACCACCAGAAGUCCACCUCCUCGAAAAGUUCGUCUUUCAAGGUCUCGCCCCUUACGUUCAACGUGAAGAAAGUUCGCGAGGGAGACGCUCCCGCAGAAACGGAAGAGAAGCCAGCAGAAGCGACCGGCAGUGAGCAGGCAGUCAACGACGAGGAAACCUCUUUCACGGAGAUCCCCUCCGACCUGAUCUCUCCCACUUCUCCAGCCGAAGAGGGGAAAGCCUUUGCCGAUUCCCUAGAAAAAGAAACCAGGAGCGAAGAAGAAGCGGUGGUCAACAACAACGUUGAGCUCGCCAUUGUCGAAGAAGACGAAGACUAUGGGGCGUCCGUGCGAAGCAGAAGGGAGUAUUACGAAGAAGGAAACGCGCCGGUCAGCAGGGAAACGGAACAGUCGGAUGAAGAAUCGAACCAAGCCGCUGUCCUGCAGUUAAACCAAACGGCGUAGGCCCUCUGAGC
Molecule: messenger RNA, 1772 nt
Organism: Euleptes europaea (tarantolino)
Lineage: Eukaryota; Metazoa; Chordata; Lepidosauria; Squamata; Sphaerodactylidae
Gene: CAVIN2
Product: caveolae associated protein 2
Exons: 4
Coding region: 1-1761 (586 amino acids)
Cellular component (GO): cytoplasm; caveola
Molecular function (GO): protein kinase C binding
Source: RefSeq, a predicted model, not a curated record